AUGGGGGCUUUUGCGUCGCGUGGUUCUGGUGUGCCCAAUUCGACCCGUUUAGCAGAAGAAGGCGAUGCCGAAAACGUGCUUCGUGAUUUUGACAUGUCUGCACCAACUGCAGCUGUUAUCGGUGCUGGCAUUGCUGGUGUGCAUGUCGCAUAUGAACUUGCGCGGCUUGGUUUUCGUGUUACCGUCUUUGAACAGCACCGUGGAAUUGCACUGGGGGAGACGCAGUAUAGUCUUCCUUUUAUUGGCGUCGGCUUCCUUCACCCGUACAUUUAUACACUGCGUAUGCGUCGUGAGCUUCUGCGCGGAACGCUGUCGUUCGCGUGCCCAGACAUCAUUUCGGUAGAAGACUCAUGGAAUUCUUUCUUUUCUGCCGCUAUCCACCGCUGGCUGUGGGCGCGCCGCUGGAGCGCGCUCAGCCCAGAGCAAGUAAUGCGCUACACGAACAAUCUGUCACACCUGAGCGUCGGGGUUGUUGAGGAAAUGGUCAACAAGCACCAGAGCCUGGCACCGUACAUUCUAAGCCGCGACGUCUCUGUUGGUGUUCUCGCGACGACGCCCCACAGCGACGACGAAGUGACGGCAAUGCCCACGUCACAUCCUGCACCGUUGAUGAUUGAUCCGGUCGGAUGGACGCGCGAAGUGGCAAAGAUAGCCAAUGAAAAGUAUGGUGUGCAAUUUGCGCUUGGUGAGAGAUUGCUUGACAUGACCACCUACUUGCGGUAUGACGCGGAGAUGGUAUCCACACUUCGGUUUUCCCGCGAGGUUGAAGGUCGCGUAGAGUGUAACAACCGCCGAUUCGACGUGGUUGUGCUUACGGCCGGUGCCCAGACUGGCGAGCUGACGUGGGGUUCCUCGCAGCUUCCCAUUAUUGGCCUGGGCGGCUGCUCUGUCGCGCUGCAAUCGACUGCUGGAAAGGCACUGGCUCAUUUGACGCGUGUGCUGUCCACAUUUCCGACUGGCAUGGUAUCAUUGUCACCACGAAGUCACUUGAUAGCGUAUAAGACUCCCAGAAGUGAUGAUGCCACGGGUGAUGUGAGUGACGUUGACAAUGAUGUCGGGGAGACUAUUGUUCUACAGGGAUUGCUAUCCUUUGACACCACAAAGAAGACACAACCAAGUCUCACGGGGACAUUAUCACGCUUGGAGGCGUACCUUCGUGUGAAGUGCGGCUUGGAAGUCCCAUUAUUGCGGGAAUAUCAGCAACAGCAACAAGAGAAGCGACAGCAUCAAUAUGCUGGUAGCAAUAACGGUGAGGCGGAUACUUCAUCUGGUUCCAUUAGUGUCACGCGAUACAUUCGAGCUUUUACUCCGGACGGUGUGCCACUGAUAUCAAAUAACGGAGCGGCGUUUAACUCCUUCGUUUGUGCUGGGUUUGGGGAUCAUGCACUUGACAUGGCGCCAGGCUCAGCGAGGAUACUAGCGAAACUCGUUGAAGUGGAGGCGUGCGUAAUGCUUCACGACGACGAGGAUGAUAUGAAACAGAAAGGGCGACUUGUAGAUGGUGUGAUGGCAGAGGGGCGACUGGCACAUGUACGCCAGGAGUUGCAACUGCUGCUCAACGGUUUCCUCACCCCCUCCACACCUUCUUCACAGGGCCAGGCUAUGGAAACAUUUUCUCAGAAUCCUUUUUCUUCGACCAGAUUUCAUGGUGUCGUGAAGGAUGAGGUACAUGAUGUGACGCACAUCUCACUUCUGCAUCGUCUGUCGAAUAUUGAAACAAGACUCGUGCAGGCGUGUGAACCGUUGAAUCACUACAUCAACCAGAAGGCCAUCAAGUUGGCGCGUCAAGACAAUAUGCCUGACUGGCUGAGAACGAUUGUGUACUACUACUUCAAUGAUGUGGAGGAUGACGAAAAGCUUAAAGAGUCCUGGCAGAAGUACGCAGAAGGCAUACAGCGGAUUCGCAAAGAGUUUGAAGGCAGUUCACAUUCAUCCUCUUCGUCAUCGCCGUGA
Molecule: messenger RNA, 1953 nt
Organism: Trypanosoma grayi
Lineage: Eukaryota; Euglenozoa; Kinetoplastea; Trypanosomatida; Trypanosomatidae
Exons: 1
Coding region: 1-1953 (650 amino acids)
Cellular component (GO): cytoplasm
Molecular function (GO): oxidoreductase activity
Source: RefSeq, a predicted model, not a curated record